AUGCGAGCUCUGGAGGAGAAGCGGGAGUGGUUCGCAGACAGCAGCAGGCUGCGAGCGGACGUGCCCGAGGGCGUCGGCUUCUACAGCGCCCCGGACCUGGGCAGCGCCAUCGCCGGCCGCGUGCUCGGCUGGGGCGAGAGCGUCGAGGGCACUGCCGUGCGGAGCUGGCUGCGGGUGGACGGCGCCUUCUUACCCCUGCGCAUCGGUGAGGUUCCGGUGCUGCGCCCCGCAGGCGCGCCGGCCGAGCCCCCGCGGGGGCGGCAGACGGGGCGAGCCGACCCCGAUCCAGUGGUUGCCAGGCUGGCGGCGUGGCUGGAGGACGAGUGCGGUGCGACUGGCACUGCCCGCCUCUUCGUGGGCCUCUUCGACAAGGCUGGGCACCCUGUGAGGGGUAUAGGGGUUGCCCAGGACGUGCCACGAGAUGAGUACGCGAUCUGUGUGCCGCGGCGCUGCGCGAUAAGCCCGGACGAUGCCCAGAGCUUUCUCCUGCCCAGCGACGUGGACACUGCCUCGUGCGACUCCCUCUCCCGCUUGGCUUUCUGGAUGGCACUGGAGCAGGAGAAGGGCGAUGCGUCCGAGUGGGCUCCACAUUUUGCUGCGAUGCCGACCGAGGCUGAAUAUAAGACAUAUCACCCGGGGUCAUCGAAUCUUGAUGACAUGUCGCUUGCACCCGAGGUGGACGUAUGGCAAUGGUGGCUGGAUGCGCUCAAGCAGUGUCACGGUGGCCGCGCGGUGCCGACGUACGAGGCAAUGAAGCUGCAAUACGUGCGGUUGAUCACCCGCCAGUUUGAGGAGGUGGGCCUCGUCCCCCUGGCCGACAUGCCCAACACCGGGCCGCCCGGGCAGAACAAUGUUCAGCAGACGUACAACGACGAGGGCCAUUUCUGUCUCACGCCAAAAGGGACCUCUGGGCGGGUGAGGAGGUCCUGGUCGACUACGGCGGCAGUCACCACAGCCCACUGA
Messenger RNA from Prorocentrum cordatum, 963 nucleotides. Lineage: Eukaryota; Dinophyceae; Prorocentrales; Prorocentraceae. The record is from the annotation of a GenBank genome assembly.